AUGUCAGAUUUUAAAUAUAAGAACAAAAACAUGAUUAGCACUGACAGUGACAUGUACACCUUUUACAUCUUGGUUGUAAACAACAUCUCCGGAGAGACCAGUAUCGGUGAAGAUGGAGUACACCCGUUUACUGCCGAAGACAUCUUGUUAAAGAGCAUAGACAACUUCCUUAAAAUCUACUUUUCUAUGCUCUUGAUGAUUCUGGGAACUGUGUUCAACAUUUUAUCUGUUGUAGUCUUACAAAGAGCAGCUUUUAAACGAACAGCUACUUCUGUAUUCCUUCAGUAUUUAGCGGUUAUUGAUGUGUUAGUCUUGUACAAUGGCCUCAGUCGUCAAUUCAUUGAAGGCGUCUUACAUUACAACAUUAGGUUCUUAAAUGAACAUCUCUGUAGGUUUCAUGUGUGGACCACCUCGUUCGCUCCCGAUAUCAGUGUCUGGACAUUGGUUGCCGUAACAAUUGAACGUUUGAUAGCAGUCGCUUGGCCACACAAAGUCAAGAUUUUUUGCACGAAGACAGCGGCUAGAGUGACUAUGAUUGUCAUUUGUAUUGUGGCUAUGUGUUCCAAUUUACCGCGGCUUCUCUUCUUCGGCGAUAGACAGGAAAUAAACGAGACAAGAAACAUCACCGUCAUUAGCAAAUGUAUUAUUCUUCAACAAACCGUGUUCUUUGUUGAAGUGUGGUACUGGAUCGACAACACAAAAUUUCUCAUAGUGCCCAGUGCUAUACUCCUGUCCUGCAGUACUGGCAUCAUAUGUCUAGUCAUUAGAAGUCGACAGCGAGUCAACAGGAGGCACGUUAAACACUUAGGGAAUGAUGAAGAGAAGCACACAGCUACUAGUUGUAGUGUGGAUACAGCAGUUUCUAUACCUACACAAACAGGCAAGUUCCUACAACACGGCAGUAUGCAUCCCGAAAAGAACAAACAUGCUGUGACAAUUGCAAGGAGGGACAUUUCUGUAGCUAUCACACUGGUUGUGGUCAACACUGUGUUCCUGGUUUCGAACCUGCCUGUGAAUGUUUACUUCUUAGGGCACCUCGACCUGUUUCACUGCGACGAUUGCCCGGCCCAACGUCUGAUGUUUACCUUGGUCCUAAUGACCAUGUAUACCAGCAACGCUACCAACUUCCUCUUGUACUGCGCCACGGGGUCAAGGUUCAGAGCCGAACUCUGCCUCAUGUUUGCGUCCCUGUUUAAGAUAAAAGACAUCUGA
Messenger RNA from Candidula unifasciata, 1212 nucleotides. Lineage: Eukaryota; Metazoa; Mollusca; Gastropoda; Stylommatophora; Geomitridae. The record is from the annotation of a GenBank genome assembly.